Molecule: messenger RNA, 317 nt
Organism: Prorocentrum cordatum
Lineage: Eukaryota; Dinophyceae; Prorocentrales; Prorocentraceae
Source: the annotation of a GenBank genome assembly
AAGCGAACCUGAGUUCGUCAACGUUGCCGCUCCUGGAGGACUCGGUGGCGUCCAUCCAGAGAAAAGGAACGGGGGUGGUGGAGCGACCGCUGUGUGACAUCUGGCAGUUGGUCAUCAUUCCCGAGCAGGAGAACAGAAUUUACAUUUUUUGGGAGUUUACCGUGUCGCUGCUCAUCUUGAUCAGUGCAUAUUUCGUGCCCUUCGACGUCUUCAUACUCCAGGAGCCAGAGCCUACCGAGGCAUACUUCAUCAAUCGGGGCUUCGACUGUAUUUUUCUAGCCGACAUGGUCUUGACUUUUUUCACGGCCUACGAGAAG